UGGGCGUUCGGACAAGAUGGCGGCGCCCUUGCGCGAGUGCUGAGCAACAAUUCGUGUCGGCGAAGGAAAAAAAUAAAAACAAGAAACAAAAGUGAAAAAUCGGUUUCGCUGCACGAUUACGUCCACGGCGCCGGAAACAGAAGACGACGCCAAGGCGCGCGCAGACGCGUUUAUUCGUGCCGGAGCGUUGCAUUUGCGAGAGUCAGCGUGAAUGAAAAUGAAAAUGAUGAUGAAGAUGAUGAUGAUCAUGGUGGUGGUGGGCCUGUGUCCGAUCCGUUACCCCUAACGAAGAAUCGUCCUCACGUUUCCCUUCCAAAAAAUAAAAGUACAAUAAACAAUAAACACACCAGACGACUAUCUUUGGAUUUAUCUCGCGGCUCGUGCUUGAAAUUGUGGACGCUGCCGUGUCUUUUGCAAGAAGCCUGAUGAAAAUGGACGUGGAGCUGCUUCACUCGCCUGCCGUGGCGCUUUCUGAGGAAGACGAGGCCGACAUGAGCGACUGGAAUCUUCCUCUCGCUUUCAUGAAGAAACGACACCUGGAGAAGAUUGAGGGCUCCAAAGCACUCGCUCAGAGCUGGAGGAUGAAGGACAGGAUGAAGACAGUGAGCGUUGCACUCGUUCUCUGCCUGAACGUUGGAGUCGACCCUCCGGACGUGGUGAAGACAUCGCCCUGUGCCAGACUGGAGUGCUGGAUAGAUCCUCUCUCGAUGAGUCCACAGAAGGCUCUGGAGACGAUCGGGGCCAACCUGCAGAAACAGUAUGAGAACUGGCAACCCAGGGCGCGCUAUAAGCAGAGUUUAGACCCCACAGUGGACGAGGUGAAGAAGCUGUGUACGUCUCUGAGGAGGAAUGCUAAAGAGGAGCGUGUCCUGUUCCACUACAACGGACACGGUGUCCCCCGUCCCACCGUCAACGGAGAGAUCUGGGUCUUUAACAAGAACUACACUCAGUACAUCCCUCUGUCCAUCUACGACCUGCAGACGUGGAUGGGGAGUCCCUCCAUCUUUGUGUACGACUGCUCCAACGCCGGCAUCAUCGUCAAGUCCUUCAAACAGUUCGCACUGCAGAGGGAGCAGGAGCUGGAGGUGGCGGCAAUAAACCCGAACCACCCCCUGGCACAGAUGCCCCUCCCUCCAUCCAUGAAGAACUGCAUUCAGCUAGCAGCGUGUGAAGCUACCGAGCUCCUGCCCAUGAACCCUGACCUCCCUGCUGACCUGUUCACCUCCUGCCUGACCACGCCCAUCAAAAUCGCUCUGCGCUGGUUUUGUAUGCAGAAAAGCGCCAAGCUGGUGCCAGGAGUCACACUGGACCUGAUCGAGAAGAUCCCUGGGCGUCUGAAUGACAGGAGGACGCCGUUAGGCGAGCUCAACUGGAUCUUCACUGCCAUCACAGACACCAUCGCAUGGAAUGUACUGCCUAGAGAUCUUUUUCAGAAACUCUUUCGUCAGGAUCUGUUGGUUGCCAGUCUGUUCCGUAACUUCCUAUUGGCUGAGAGGAUCAUGAGGUCAUACAACUGCACGCCGGUCAGCAGCCCCAGGUUACCACCCACCUACAUGCACGCCAUGUGGCAGGCGUGGGACCUGGCGGUGGAUAUUUGCCUCUCUCAGCUUCCCACCAUCAUCGAGGAGGGCACGGCCUUCAGACACAGUCCGUUUUUCGCGGAGCAGCUCACAGCGUUUCAGGUGUGGCUCACUAUGGGAGUGGAGAACAGAAACCCACCUGAGCAGCUCCCUAUUGUCCUACAGGUCCUCCUCAGUCAGGUGCACCGGUUGCGAGCGUUGGACCUGUUGGGUCGUUUCCUAGACCUCGGGCCCUGGGCCGUCAGCCUGGCUUUGUCUGUAGGCAUAUUUCCGUAUGUGUUGAAGUUGUUACAGAGUUCAGCGCGAGAGCUUCGUCCUCUCCUUGUCUUCAUCUGGGCCAAAAUCCUCGCCGUGGACAGUUCCUGUCAGGCUGAUCUGGUGAAGGAUAAUGGUCAUAAAUACUUCCUGUCAGUUCUGGCUGACCCGUACAUGCCAGCCGAGCAUCGUACCAUGGCCGUCUUCAUCCUGGCAGUUAUAGUCAACAACUACAACACGGGACAGGAGGCGUGUCUACAGGGGAACCUGAUUGCGAUCUGUCUGGAGCAGCUGAGCGACCCUCACCCUCUCCUGCGUCAGUGGGUGGCCAUCUGCCUCGGCCGCAUCUGGCACAACUUCGACUCGGCCCGGUGGUGCGGUGUUCGAGACAGCGCUCAUGAGAAACUCUACAGCCUCCUGUCAGACCCCAUACCUGAGGUACGAUGUGCGGCCGUGUUUGCAUUGGGGACCUUUGUGGGAAAUUCGGGCGAGAGGACGGACCAUUCCACCACCAUCGACCACAAUGUGGCCAUGAUGUUAGCGCAGCUCAUCAACGAUGGGAGCCCCGUGGUCAGGAAGGAGCUGGUGGUGGCUCUGAGUCACCUGGUGGUUCAGUAUGAGAGCAACUUCUGUACUGUCGCUCUGCAGUUCAUGGAGGAGGAGAAGAACUAUGCAGCUCCCUCACCUGCUAACACUACAGAGGUGGGGAACGUGACUCCGGUGAGGGAGCGAGACAGUCCGGCGGUCCCUCGUCUCCGCUCCGUUAACUCCUACACCAACAUCCGAGCGGCCAGCAGCACACGCAACCUCAAUAAGAGUCUCCAGAACCUCAACCUUAACGAGGAAGGUGGCCCUGUGACCUUCUCCCCCGGUAACCUGAGUGCGAGCAGCAGCGCCAGCAGCACCCUGGGCAGCCCUGAUAACGACGAGUAUCUCCUGUCCUUCGAGACCAUCGAUAAGAUGAGACGGGUCAGCUCCUACUCAUCCCUCAACUCCCUCAUCGGUGUGUCCUUUAACAGUGUGUACACACAAAUCUGGCGUGUGUUAUUACACCUGGCAGCUGAUCCGUUCCCGGAGGUGUCUGAUUUGGCCAUGAAGGUGCUGAACAGCAUUGCCUAUAAGGCUACGAUGAAUGCUCGACCACAGAAGAUUCUGGACUCAGGUUCUCUCACCCAAUCAGCUCCAGCCAGUCCAACCAGCAAGGGAACCCUCAUACACCAAGCUGGCGGGUCUCCACCCAUCCCGGGUGUGUCCAGUUCCAGCCUCACCAACGACGUGCCAAAGCCACCACAAGCCCAGCCCACUCGCCCUCCGUACACACCCACUCUGGGCUCUCAGGUGCCGCCCCAUUCGCACCAAUUCUCACGAACACGCAAAAUGUUCGACAAGGGACCUGACCAGAUGGCAGAGGAUGGAGAUGAGACUCCUGCUCACAGGAACUUCAUCAGUGUGACACUGCAGACCGGACUGUGUGACUGGAGCGCCAAAUACUUUGCACAACCCGUCAUGAAGAUCCCGGAGGAGCACGAUGUGGAGAGUCAGGUGAGGAAGGAGAGAGAAUGGAGGUUCCUGAGGAACUCCGGAGUGCGCCGACAGAGCCAGCGUAUCACACAGAGAGGAAUCGCCCGAUUGGACGAUCAGAUCUUCAUUAACAGGAACCCCGGAGUGCCUUCAGUGGUGAAGUUUCACCCGUUUAACCCCUGCAUCGCUGUCGCCGAUAAAGACUCCAUCUGUUUUUGGGACUGGGAGAAAGGCGAGAGGUUGGAUUAUUUCUAUAAUGGGAAUCCCCGAUACACUCGCAUCACAGCCAUGGAGUACCUGAACGGACACGAUUGCUCCCUCCUCCUCACCGCCACCGACGACGGGGCGUUACGAAUCUGGAAGAACUUUGCGGACCAGCGGAAUCCCGAGAUGGUGACGGCAUGGCAGGGUCUCUCAGACAUGCUGCCCACCACACGAGGUUUAGCUCGGCGGGUUUCAAUCUAUCUUGACAGAAGUAAGCAGGGAGGUGCAGGAAUGGUGGUGGACUGGGAACAAGAGAACGGGCUCCUCAUGACCUCUGGAGAUGUUCGAGUCAUCCGGAUCUGGGACACAGAGAGAGAGAUGAAGGUCCAGGACAUCCCGACAGGAGCAGACAGCUGCGUGACAAGUGUGUCAUGUGACCCGCAGCGCUCCCUAGUGGUGGCCGGCCUCGGCGACGGAUCUGUGCGUGUGUAUGACCGCAGAAUGGCUCCCAAUGAGUGCCGUGUGAUGACGUAUCGGGAGCACGGUGCGUGGGUGGUGAAGGCUCACCUGCAGAGAGAGACAGACGGACACAUCAUAAGUGUUAGUGUAAAUGGAGACGUGCGUUUUUUUGACCCCCGUAUGCCUGACUCCAUCAACGUGCUACAGACUGUGAAAGGACUGACGGCACUCGACAUCCACCCACAGGCCAACCUGUUCGCCUGUGGUUCUAUGAAUCAGUUCAUCGCCGUGUAUAACUCCAGUGGUGACGUCAUCAGUAAUAUUAAAUACUAUGAUGGCUUCAUGGGGCAGAGGAUCGGUGCUAUAAGCUGCUUAGCUUUCCACCCGUACUGGCCGCACUUGGCCGUGGGCAGUAACGACUACUACAUGUCCAUCUACUCAGCGGACAAGAGACUGAGAUAACACCAUGACCUCUGACCUUUUGACCUUACGUGCCCCAAGUGGGCGGGAUGUAAAUGAAUUCUUGUACAUAUGCAACUACCACCAUGAAUGUUUAGUGAACGCUGCUGAACUUUCACAGUCACUAUUGGAAUAACAACAGUAAUAAUAGAGUAAUUAUUAUUAUUAUUAUUAUUAUUAUUAUCAUUAUUAUUAUUUUGGAGUUCUUGAUUGUAGACUUGGCUGUGCUGAGCAGUGUGUAUAUUUAAACUGCAAUUAUGAAAAACAGAUACAUAUAUUUUACAGAUCAGUAAAGGAGGCAGUGAAGUUGCCUCUCUUCGGAGUCUAAAAAGGGGCGGGGCCUGGGGGGUGGGGGGCAGGAAGUGCCCGGGGAACUCUUUACUAAUGCAUUAUAUUGAGAUAUGGAGUGUUAUAAAUGGGUGGAGUCUUGCUAUCUCAAAUGGGUGUGGGGGGGGGGGGGUCUAAUGUGGGAGGAGUCUUAUAACAAAUGCAUUAUGUGACAGUGGGAGAUGAAAGAGGGGGUGGAGUCUGAGAGAUGGGCCUUAAAAGAGGGUGGGCUGUAGGAGUGUGGGCCUAGAAGUGGGCGGAGACUUAUAACAAAUGCAUUAUAUGAAAUCCAGGGCCUUAAAAGGGAUUCAGAUAUAAUGCAUUGGUUACGACUGUGAGUGGGGGCGGAGUCUGACAGCAGGUGGUUGGAGUCACACUAUUAAUGCAAUAUGAGAUUGAUUGUCUAGAAAAGGGGUGGAAACUUGAAGUUUCUGGGGGUCUCACACUGUUAUUGCAUUAUAUGAGAAAAGGAGAUAAAAGGGGAGGAGUCUUGAAGUCAGGUCUCAAUAUGAAUGCAUUACGUGGGUGGGGUCUGAGAGUGUGUUGCCCAAAAGUGGGAGGUACCUGGCCCUGGAUGAGGUCAUGAAGGUUUGUAGGGGUGAUGUCAGAGGUGAGCACCACACCUAGCUACCACACACACACACACACACACACACACACACACACACACACACACACACACUAGACCCAAAUGCAUAUUUAUACAUGUGCCGAUGUCACGAUUAUCACAAGUACAAAUAUCACUGUUUAUGAUAUUCUCAGAUUAGCAUGUUUUCUCACACAGCUCCCUCAUGGCUUAGCCCUUAGCUUGCUAAUCUAAAUGUUUAAAAUCCAUGCAUGCAUUUUGAUAACAAUUUAUUUGACGCUUUUAUAGAACUUUCAUCAGCAUCGGUUACUUCUCGGAGAUACGACACUUGACACUUCACAUGCAUCCUGGAAAAUUGUCCUGAUAAUCUGUUAUGCGAUGUAUUAUGUUACACCAUGGGAAAAUACUCCUUCCUGAUUGGCAGGUGGGGACGUGUGCAUAUUUUUCACACGUUUUGCGCAGGAGCUCCCCAUUUUACAGUCGGAGUACGCUGCUACGAGUUAUUAAUCAGAAAUACACAAAAAGAGCCAAAUGAACCAAUCGACAUGUGAAUCUGGAGUGAUUGACAGUUGUAUUAGGUGUGAACUCUCUGAUAUGAACUGACCACUUGGAGGCCCCGCCCCUUUCUCUCCGUCUCAGAUUAGUCAUCUCUCGUUUCGUCUCUAUUUUCCUGGUUCAAAGACGUCUUCACUUUUUGCCACGGUAAACAAAGAGUGUGUAGAAAAAGAAAAAAGAAGAACAACCUUACGAAAUGUAUUGAUAGCAACAGUUUGAAACCAGCCGCAAGUUUAUUUUUUAUAUCAUCAAGAAAUAUUUACGAAGCCUCUGAUUGUUUAAACGCUUCAGAGUAUCCUUGAUAUAAGCGUGUUAUCAAGGAGGCUUUAUUACACCAUCACUACCCAAGGAUUGUUUGGUGUAGGGAACCUUGUUAGGCAGUUUGUAAAUUUGGAAAUGACGUUAAAUUAUAGUAUUGUGAACGCGUGAUUAAAAACUUGCACAGUUACCGUGACAACAUCGGCACAUGCCUCAUACAGUAUAUAUUGUACUUUGCUCUGAUAUGAUGGAUUCAUUUUAUAUACACUGACUUCCUCUAGUGAAACAGGACUCACUUACUGGGGGGGAGGGGGGGGGCAGUAUCUGGAGGAAUAUUUAAAGGUUCUAUGAAGAACCCUACAUCCUGCUGUUUUACCUGUAAUACAGGGUUCCAACCGUUCUCUUUUUCUUUAAAGAUGUAUGUAAUGUUUCAUUUUUGUUGUUUACAUUAUAUGCGGUUUUCUGAUUAUUUUUCACCCUGUGUUUCAGUACUGUCUUUAACACGUCCUCGUCUUUAACGCCUCCCCUCACUUCCUGUCACAUGAGGGACCACUUAAGGUACAAAGGAACAAGUGUGGAACAGCUUGCUGACUAGAUAACGGCAAUGCAGUUUGCCUUGCAAAGUCUAAUAAAUGGAACAAGAUUCAUUUCACCAAUGUAGGAAGAAAUUUUAAAAUGACAUGCCGCACCUUUAACAGUUUAAAGGUGCAGUAUGUCGUUUUAAAAUUUCUUUCUAGACUUGUAGCAAUAAAGAAAUGUAAACAAAAUUCCUUAGCAAAAUUGUAUUUUGCAAAUUACCAUAUAAUCAACUCGACUAGUUUUUGUUUCUGGCUUGUGUUUAAAUUCUUUACGGCCCGUAAAAUUAGCUCCAACCCGCAAGGCAGAACAGAGCAGUUCAGUCUGUGCUGGUUUUCUUACAACACAUCUUACAAGGAAAACUCUGUUUCACCAGAUAAGGUGGGGUUGUUUAUUAGGGGAAAGGGAAAAUAUAUAAGAUGUAAUUGUUUCCAUUACUUUACCUCAUAAGCAGCAGAGGGCGCUAAAUAUCGCACACUGCUCCUUUAAGAUGCCGAAGACGUUGCUACCAAAUGGAAGACUUCAAGAGGGCGUGUUAAAACAGUACUUAUGUGUUUUUUUUCUUUCUUUUGUAUGUUGCUUGUUUUUCUUGAUUAUGACUUCUUCUGCCUGGAUCUUGUUGACGGCGUUUCAGCUGAAAAUCUCUCCACAGACACCUCACCUCACGUCUUACUUUAGCCGAAUAAAAAAUGGCUGCCUGCAACCACUCGGACCGAUUUCAGGAGCUUACAAAAAGGACUACGGCCCCUGACCCACCUCACAGAGGACUCCCCGAUGCACACCUACGACUGUACGACUAUCUCGCUUUGAGUUUUAAUGUUUUAGAUUUAAAAUGUAAAAAAAAAAUUAUAAUAAGAAAAGCUAGUAGAAUGAAUUGAUGCAAUCAGGUGUUCUCUCUGCGACUGUAGACUGCUUUUGCUGGCUGUGGUUUUUAUGACAGGAGAAGAAAUCGUUGAAAUAAAACCAAAUACAUGAAUGAA
Ictalurus punctatus (channel catfish) is the source of this 7760-nucleotide messenger RNA. It is a transcript of the gene rptor, whose product is annotated as regulatory associated protein of MTOR, complex 1. NCBI's taxonomy places the organism in Eukaryota, Metazoa, Chordata, Actinopteri, Siluriformes, Ictaluridae. Gene Ontology annotation, cellular component: TORC1 complex; cytoplasm. Gene Ontology annotation, molecular function: protein-macromolecule adaptor activity; protein binding. The record is from RefSeq and is a predicted model, not a curated record. The transcript is spliced from 36 exons. Gene Ontology annotation, biological process: regulation of autophagy; cellular response to starvation; cellular response to amino acid stimulus. The coding region runs from base 426 to 4481 and encodes 1351 amino acids.